AUGGUUUUCUGUGCCCCCCUGGAAAACACGCUGGCCCCCUCCUGGCCCCGUGAAGACGGCAACGAGACGCCGUCAUCUGAAGACGAACACGAUCUGUUGGACUUGAACUCUGACCUGAGGAUGAAACAGAGCAUGAGUUCCUCCAGGAAAACCAUCAGUCAGAUAAUUAAGGACAAGAAGAAACAAACGCAGCUAACUCUGCAGUGGCUUGAGGAGAACUACAUCGUGUGUGAAGGGGUGUGUCUGCCUCGUUGUAUCCUUUACGCUCACUAUCUGGACUUCUGCAGAAAAGAGAAACUAGAGCCAGCCUGCGCUGCUACGUUUGGAAAGACGAUCCGGCAAAAGUUUCCCCUUCUAACAACAAGAAGACUUGGCACCAGAGGGCACUCCAAAUAUCAUUAUUAUGGAAUUGGGAUCAAAGAAAGCAGCGCUUAUUAUCACUCCGUGUAUUCGGGUAAAGGUUUAACCAGAUUUUCAGGGAGCAAGCUCAAGAACGAGGGUGGCUUUACCAGGAAAUACUCUUUGAGCUCUAAAACUGGAACCCUGCUCCCUGACUUCCCCAGCGCCCAGCAUCUUUUGCUGCAGGGAAAUAUUUCCAGAGAAAAGGUCGACACUCUGAUCAUGAUGUAUAAAACACACUGUCAGUGCAUCCUGGACAACGCCAUCAACGUCAACUUUGAUGAGAUCCAGAACUUUCUGCUCCACUUCUGGCAGGGAAUGCCCGACCACCUGCUGCCUCUGCUUGAAAACCCGAUUAUAGUCGACAUCUUCUGCGUCUGUGACUCUAUUCUCUACAAGGUUUUAACAGAUGUUUUAAUUCCUGCCACGAUGCAGGAGAUGCCUGAAAGUCUAUUGGCAGAUAUCAGAAACUUUGCCAAGCACUGGGAACACUGGUUGGCCUCCUCUCUGGAAAACCUCCCAGAAUGCCUUGCAGCCAAGAAGAUGCCCAUAGCGCGCCGCUUUGUUUCCUCCCUGAAGAGACAAACUUCUUUCUUACACCUGGCACAGAUAGCCCGCCCGGCCCUUUUUGACCAGGCUGUAGUGACCAGCAUGGUUCUGGACAUUGACAGUGUUGAUCUCAGCAGCAUCAACUCACAACCCCUGCUCAGCGUGUCGGCAGCUGGAGACCAGGACUCCGAUAUUUACUCUGAGUAUGAUUCAAUUAGCGUCUUUCAAGAACUGAAGGAGCUGCUGAGAAAAAAUGCCACCGUUGAAUCGUUCAUAGAGUGGUUGGAUUCUGUGGUUGAGCACAAAGUAAUCAAGCCUGGCAAGCAGUGCGGUCGAUCUGUGAAGAAGAGAGCUCAGGAUUUCCUCCUCAGGUGGAGCUUCUUUGGUGCCCGGGUCAUGCACAAUCUCACGCUCAACAACGCCUCCAGCUUUGGUUCCUUCCACCUGAUCCGGAUGCUGUUAGAUGAGUACAUCCUCUUGGCUCUGGAGACACAGUUCAACAACGACAAGGAGCAGGACCUGCAGAACCUCCUAGAAAAAUACAUGAAAAAUGCAGAUGCCAGUAAAGCAGCAUUCAUGGCAUCACCCAGUUCCUGCUUUCUGGCCAACCGCAACAAGGCGUCCGCUUCCGUCGACCAAUCGGUGAAGAACGAGUCUGUGGGAGAGCACGCCUACAUGCCUCUGUCCACCAAUCAGCAGCAGGAUCUGGAAGCUAAAACAGUCCUCUAUCAGGGAAAUGACAGUUCUGGUUUCUCAUCUUCAGGUGGUCAGAUGGACUUCUCUCAGGUCAGCGGGCCACUCAUGACCCCGCCCAUCUCACCUGCUGCAUUAGUGCACAGGGGCUCUGUCAUCAACCAAGGGCCCAUGGCAGCAGGGGGGCUGGCACCUUCCUCCUUGUCAUGCUCCUUCUCCUCGUCCUCCUGCCUCUCGUCUCUCAGGGAAAUAUCGCAGCCCAGCUCCUGCCCUUCAUACCCGGACACCUUAUACCAAUGCUUACCUCAGUCCAGUGGUUAUUUCCCCCCCGCCAGCAGCAGCUCCUCGGCUCCGAGCUACCAAACUGCUCUCAGAUCCCAGGCUCAGAAUCCCUGUAUGUCAGCAGCUCAGACUCAUAAUCCCCCUCUGGGCUGUCACCUUCCCCGGUACCCGUCCCUCAGUGAUCCACCUCUGAAUAAGGAAGCUUUUUACCCUACAUCUGGCAACGCAGACUGCUCCCUGACAGCUUAUGGUUCGGCAGUCCGGCCACCUUCCAGGUACACUCCAGGCCCAGAACCGGUUCAGUCGGAGCAGGGAAUGGAUCAACAGGCAGCGGCUCAGAUACUGGAUGCCUCGGAGGGUUUUGGGUUUAUGGGAGCUGGACUGAACCUCGCUGGUGGUGGUUGUCAGGGACAGACCUAUGGCGUCCUGGGACAUGGCGCAGGUUUUUAUAGCAACAGCAGCUUCUUCUCCGGCCAGCGAGUGAAUGCUUUGGUUGAUCAGCAUGUGUCCGUCAUCAGCAGCGUGGGAAGUCUUCGCCCCUUCUCUUCGACCUUCUCUGAAGUCCACGAUCCGCUGAACAUCCUUGGCGAACCAGGAAGGAAGACCGCUGGAAGCUUUUUCAGCGAGGCAGAAUCUGGAACGGGUCAUUCCCUGCCCUCGUCCGGAUCCGCCACCUGCAUGUUCGGCCUUCCCUCUCCGUUCAGCUCACAGGACGCUCUGAUGUCCCAGCAGCGCGGGACGCCGUCCUCAGAGGUACAGGACCUGGUUUCCUCACUGCCACCCAUCAACACCGUGUUUAUGGGUGCAGGGGGAACGCAGUGA
Molecule: messenger RNA, 2745 nt
Organism: Cyprinodon variegatus (sheepshead minnow)
Lineage: Eukaryota; Metazoa; Chordata; Actinopteri; Cyprinodontiformes; Cyprinodontidae
Gene: rfx6
Product: regulatory factor X6
Exons: 20
Coding region: 1-2745 (914 amino acids)
Biological process (GO): regulation of transcription by RNA polymerase II
Molecular function (GO): DNA-binding transcription factor activity, RNA polymerase II-specific; RNA polymerase II cis-regulatory region sequence-specific DNA binding
Source: RefSeq, a predicted model, not a curated record